Rosa chinensis is the source of this 975-nucleotide messenger RNA. RefSeq names its product beta-amyrin 28-monooxygenase-like. Lineage: Eukaryota; Viridiplantae; Streptophyta; Magnoliopsida; Rosales; Rosaceae. Gene Ontology annotation, biological process: sterol metabolic process. The transcript has a single exon. Bases 1 to 975 code for a protein of 324 amino acids. Gene Ontology annotation, molecular function: heme binding; monooxygenase activity; iron ion binding. The record is from RefSeq and is a predicted model, not a curated record.
AUGUUAAUCCUAGGCAGCGGCACCGAACAUGAAGUGGCCGUUGAGCUGCCACCAGGAAGCACUGGUUGGCCAAUCAUUGGUGAAACCCUAGAGUAUCUACGCACAGCCAAACAGGGUGUUCCUGAAAAGUUCAUAGUGGACAGGAGGAACAAGCACUCAUCCUGCAAGGUGUUCAAGACCUCACUGCUGCGUGAAUCUAUGGCCGUGAUGUGCACUGCAGCUGGAAACAAAUUCCUAUUUUCUAAUGAGAACAAACUCGUCAAGUCUUGGUGGCCUGCAAAUUUCGAAAAGAUCUUUGCCAACUCUGAGAAAACAGACACCACCCAAGAGUCCAUUCGAUUGCGCAAAGUUUUGUCUCCGUUUCUCAAGCCUGAUGCUCUCCACAGGUACAUAGGGGUCAUGGAUGAAGUCACCAAACAGCAUUUGGACGUGUAUUGGUCGUUUUCAUUAUUUGAUUAUGAAAAAGAAGACGAUGAAAUCGUGAUCAUAAAAGUUCACCCGCUUGCAAAGAAGUACACCUUCACAUUGGCAUGCAGACUCUUCUUAAACAUUGAUGAUCCAAAAUUAGUUGCCAAACUAGAGGAGCCAAUUCGGCAUAUAUCUUCAGGGUUCAUUUCUUUGCCACUAGAUUUUCCAGGCACAAAAUUCAACCGAGCCAUUAGAGCAUCCAAGCAAAUCAAGAAAGAAAUUGAGAAAAUGAUUAAGCAGAGAAGGAUAGAUCUCCAUCUUCAUCUUUUGGAGACAAGUAGUGAUCACGAGGUUGCUGCAGCAGCUUUCGAUCAUCAAGAUUUGUUGUCUAGGUUGCUGAUGGAGACAUAUAGCGACGGGGAAGAGAUGAAGGAAUCAGACAUUGCCAACAAGUUGUAUGGCUUCAUAGUCGGUGCUUACGACAACAUAAGCACUACUUUGGUCUCCAUAGUCAUGCAUCAGUCGCAGCUUCCACAUUUUUAUGAUACCGUACUUAAAGGUAAAUAG